This is a messenger RNA of Mercenaria mercenaria, 3978 nucleotides long. Its product is annotated as sodium- and chloride-dependent glycine transporter 1-like. Gene Ontology annotation, biological process: sodium ion transmembrane transport. The record is from RefSeq and is a predicted model, not a curated record. Gene Ontology annotation, cellular component: membrane. The transcript is spliced from 14 exons. Lineage: Eukaryota; Metazoa; Mollusca; Bivalvia; Venerida; Veneridae. The coding region runs from base 69 to 1970 and encodes 633 amino acids.
AGUUAAUCCCCUUGGAUACUCAGUAAUCGCACGUAUUUCACAAAUUUAAUGUUAACUUUUAGGGAAUAAUGGGAGGCUUUAAAUGCGAUCAUCUACUAAAAAGGAAUGACAAGAAGCCAGAAAGUACUGCUCAGUAUGAAUUAGCUGCCAGUCAGAGCCGUGACCUAAAUGAAUCUGAAUCUGCCAGCAACAACAGUGUGGACUAUGCCCGCGGUGUGUGGAAUAGAAAACUGGAGUUCAUUCUUUCUGUUGUUGGGUACUCUGUUGGUGUUGGAAAUCUGUGGAGAUUUCCAUAUUUGGUUAUGCAGAAUGGUGGAGGUGCAUUUCUGAUCCCAUUUUUCUUUUUCCUUAUUUUCUGUGGAGUGCCACUCUUCUACCUGGAGUUAUGUUUGGGUCAGUUCUCUGGUAUAAGCUGUCUCUAUGUGUGGAAGUUUUGUCCACUGUUCAAAGGUAUAGGUUACAUGAUGUUGGUGGUGUCGUUUGUUUACUGUUGGUACUAUAUAAUGGUGAUGGUUUGGGUGAUGGUGUAUUUUGUCCAGUCCUUCACGUCUGAACUGCCCUGGGGCAAGUGUGGUCAGUGGUGGAACACAGACUCCUGUAUAACUGGGCUAGAUACCCUAAGACAGCAGUGUGGAUCAAACUGUUCCUCAAAUUCAACAUAUAUCAAAGUCAAUUCAACAGACAUGGCGCGCACAGCAAGCAAAGAAUUCUGGCAUCGCUAUGUAUUAAACAAGUCCUCGGGCCUGGAAGAGUUAGGGACAAUACAGUGGCAUCUGGCAGUGGCACUGGUUGUGGCCUGGAUCAUAAUCUUUCUGUGUUUGAUGAAAGGGAUCAAGUCUGUAGGAAAAGUUGUCUAUGUCACAGCAAUACUGCCGUAUGUUCUUUUAACUGUGUUUCUUGUGAAAGGACUGACACUGCCAGGUGCGGCAGAUGGUAUCAUGUAUUACGUUAAACCUGAUUUUGCUACACUUAAAGAUGGUCAGGUGUGGUUGCAAGCAGCUGUACAGGUAUUUUACUCACUAGGUCCGGCUUGGGGCGGUCUCAUAACCAUGGCCAGUUACAACAAGUUCAACAAUAACUGUCUAAGAGAUGCAUUGAUUUGUACCGCUGCCGAUGGUUUUACUAGUUUCUAUGGUGGUUUUGUUAUCUUUUCUGUGAUUGGUUAUAUUGCAAAGGAAGCAAAUAUGGACAUAAAAGAUGUUGCAACAUCGGGUCCAGGUCUGGCUCUAGUGAUAUACCCUGAAGCAAUAACCAAACUGCCGAUACCACAACUUUGGUCUGCCCUCUUCUUUCUCAUGCUUAUAUCACUUGGAAUUGAUAGUCAGUUUGGCGUCUUUGAAACUCUGUCAAGUGGAUUUCUGGAUACAUUCCCGAAGCUAAGAAAUCGUAAAGUAUUAGUCACUGGAUGUUUCUGCAUUAUUCUGCUGCUGUUGGAUUUACCAUACACUACUAAUUGCGGUAUAUACCUAUAUCAACUGGUGGACUGGUAUUUUGCAGCAUUCUGUGUCCUGAUAAUUUCAUUUUUAGAGUGUUUUCUCAUAGGUUGGGUGUACGGUGCUGGAAGGUUUUGUAAAGAUGUUCAGUUAAUGAUAGGACAGCCUCCACCACUGUUCAUUAGGAUAUGUUGGUGUUGUGUAACCCCAGCCAUUUUACUGGUGACAUUCCUGGUGAUGUGUUACCAGUAUGAACCGCCAGCAUAUGACGGUUAUGAGUAUCCAGUUUUUGCCAAAGUUUGUGGGAAUAUACUAGCAUUUGUACCAGUCAUUCCAUUACCUAUAGUCAUGAUAUAUCAAAUCUGGCAUGCUGAAGGAUCCAUAAAACAGCGGAUUGUUCACCUGUUACAACCAGCAUCAGACUGGGGGCCGCACGUGUCACAGUAUAAAGAAGGAUAUACGGAACUACACACAAAAUCGUCCGAUGGGUUCAUAGAAAUGGUGAAACAGAAUCUAUUAGGAUCACAAGACACUUAAUGAUAGAGACACCAGAAUAAAAUUGUUGAAAUACAAUUAAACUUCAUUCACUCGAACUCGGAUAUUUGUACACCAUCCUUCGCUUAAACUCAUUGUCAGGUCCCAGCAAAAUACCAAUAUAAUGUAUUCUUUACAAUGGCUGGAACUACCAAUAACUUGAACAAAUUUUGCAAGUCCCGUCGAGUUCGAGCGAACAGAGUUAAGCUGUAAUCUAAUAUAGAUCUGUUGCCAAAAAUUUAUGUAUGAUUAUUGAGGAAAGAGUAUUAAUUUGUAAAUAACAGUUACAAAUAGUUUCGAAUGUGUAAAGUUAGAUAGAAGAAUGGUUUUAGAUGGACAUGCCUCCAGAUGUAUGUGUCAAAAUUUUAAAGUUUGAUAUGAAAUAUCAAAGAACAGAAAUUUGCAUUUAUUUAAAUUGACACUGUAGUUUGUGUUUCAUGUGUUUUCAUAAUGGCCCAGUAAUCUGUCAAAGGUUGUCGUUUUGGCAGAGGCAGUGAUUUGUUUUGCUGUUUUUUGUAUCAACUAAAUAUUGGCUGUUUCCCCCUUGUCAAAAAUUGGGGCAUUUAUUAUUGUUUAAGAAUAAGAAAUAUGGUUGUAUGUCUAUUUGCACCAGUGGCAGUUCUCUGAGUCGAAGGCAUUACAUUGCUAUUACCUACUGAUACAUUAUCUGACAAUGUGCAACGCCACCAUAAGUCAGUGUUGAUCACCUCUCAUGAUGACUUACGAAUUUCCUGACAUAAUCUAAACUGCUCGUCUUAGGCCCGCUAGACAAAACCUUUCUGAUUAUGAGCUGCCUCCCUGAUGUUAUACAUGUACUUAAAAAUGCCAGUGGCAUCUUCGUCAUGAGCAAUUAUAUAAAUUGCCAUGUAUAUGAUAAAUGCAUCCGUCCAAUUGUCAAUGUUCUGAACCUUAGAGCAGCACUCACAGGGUCUGGUCUCGAUGGCUUCUUCGUUAGAUAAACACAAACUACCCCCCACCACAAAAAUUUUCAAGUUCCGACUUUAAUAAAUGUGCCAAAUUAACGUAUUCCCCUUUCUAAAUUUUUUCCCAGAGUGAUAAGGGCACAUGACCAAAAACUUCAUCACUAGAACAACGUGUUCCGUCCAGACCAGAUGAGGAACCACUACCACCACACCCUUCAUUAAUAACAGAUGGUGCUUUAUCUGAAGUUACAUUAUUUUUAUCCUCAAUUAAAUCGAGAGGGUUUAUUUGAGAGGCAGCAUUAAUUGUCUCAAAGUCGAUAACCUAACCUGCUUGACGGGGUGCGAACUCUGUUUCCGGCAGUGAAAAUUCCAAGUCAUCUAUUUUUCUCUUUGUUCGCAUUAGAUUUGUGUUUUGGAGGCAUGGUUAAGGCAAGUUACAAAGGAAACAAAAUCAGAAAUUGUACCACCAGUUUGAAUUUAAAAAGAAAACUAAAAACGUAAGGGAAAAACCAUUAUUAGAUUUUAAAUUUCAAAAGCCUGCUUGUUGAAAAAAUGGUCUGUGGGCCAGUUUCUGAAAGUCCUCUAGUUUUUCGAUUUCGUAACCCAGAAAUUAGGCAAAGGUUCAUCCACUUCAGCCAUUAAUACAUUCAUUCCGGGAUUGUUUAAGACCGGAUGUCGCUUUCUACCGUAUGUCAAAUAAAAAUUAUACACAUUUUAGUAAACCUUGUGUAUGAAAAAUGCGGAAUUCUCUCUCUUUGAAAGUAUUGUUGGCUACACACGAAUUCUUAACAGAUUGUUUCAAUACUGACUUUCAGAUAUUAGAGUUUUGCUUAUGUAACUGUUCUAAAUCAAUUAAAGCUUCACUAUAACAAAGUUUUCCAAAUUUUGACGAUUUCUACCAAAAUUUAGGGGUCAAAAUACCCCACCCACCCGAGCUACAUUUUUGCCAUUUUAAAUAACUCAUAAAAUUAUCAAAAUUACUAUAUUUUUUAAUAAGACAUCAUCAAAUAAUUGUGUUAAGAUUCACAAUUUUAUAUAUUUUCAUGAGAAAAUAUAAAAUAUUGCAAUCACUUUAGGUUAUAGACAAC